CAGCCGGCAACCAUGGAGGAUUCCUCCAACGUGUCGAAGUUGUCCGCCACCGCCCACAGGCUAGGAAGGCGGCGAACGAGCGUGUGGGACAGAAACACCGUAAGGAAACGUCUGUGGAAGUUUCUGUUAUUACUGCUAGCUGUUAAACUUUAGGUAAUAGCACUAUUUGAAGUCAUACACUGUAGACAUGUUUUCUUUUAUCUACAAUUGUAGAGGCUGAAGAUUUUUGUGAAUCGUGUUCAAAUGUGUUAUCAAUGAAUUGCUUUUUAGAUUGUGACUGCUUUCACAGGUUCAGUUCCUUUGAAAUGGUUUGGGAUGCUCAUGAACUGGCUCAGAUAGCAAUUUCUUAAUAUAUAUAUAUUAAUAUAUAUAUAUAUUUGUGUGUGAAUAUAUAUAUUGUAUGUGUGGUGUAUGCGUAUGUAUAUAUUAUAUAUAUAUAUAAAUUCUCUUUUAAGAAGACCUGUAAUGAGCAGGUAAAGGCUAACUCUUCAGAGUUUUGAGUUUCAGAUUAGGAGAGUCCACAACCUGAGUGGAACUUGUCUACUUACAUCUUAGUGCAGUAUCAGAACUAUUUAGAGCUCAAAUUGUUGAUAUUAAUCUUUUUUUUUCUAGAAAUAUUAAAUACUUUCCUGGAUAUUUUCCUGUUCAGCAUACUGUAGGGAACCUGCUUUGUCAGGGGAGUUGGAUGUUGUGACCCCCCUCCGAGAUCCCUUUUAACACCUACGAUUCUGUGAUGUGGUAACAACACUUGCAGGCAGUUUGCAUAAGGGCUGCCAGCAACCUAAAUAGCUUUUAGCAGAAUUAAUCUAAUGUUAAGGAAACAGGAGAUAUAGGCGUAGGUAAUGUCUUUCAUGUUAACAUGGCUAAUGUUUAAGUGACAUCAUAGAAACUAUUUUGCUUCCCUUAUUUUCAGACUCCUCUGGCUGAAAUACUUGUGAGCCUCUGAGUAAUGUAUCUUCUCAAGAAAUUUGUACUAGAUUUUUGCGUUACCCAUGUUUGUUCUAUUUGUUCUGUUCCUUUUAGUGUAAGCCCUUCACUAGGGUUUUAUACCCUCUUCGUGCUCUCUCCUUAAAGGUAGCUGGUAACUUUCUCUGGUUUAAAUUCUCUCUGUAGUCAGGAAGUAGAGCAAGGGACUGAGGAACUGGGGAUACUGGGAAGUGGAUACAAGGUAGCUGGUGUGGAUGACUGCUGACUGUGGCUUUUGUUGCAAUCUCACUGGUUCUGUGCGCUUUUGUCAUCUUACUGUUCAAUGGUUGUGGUUUAAGCCAACCAUGGAGACAGCAGGUGGUGACGCCAGUUUGUAUCAUUAGACCUGCAGCUUGUAUUUGCGGAAGGUCAAAUUUUGUUUUUGUAUUGAAGAGAAUUAUGUUACAGAAUCUGGGUGGGGAGAAGAUCUGGAUCUUCACAGUUCUGAGGACUCACAAAAAGAAUUGCUAUCCCGCUUUUAAGUUCCAAUCAAAAUGACAAAGCUUGCACAUUGAAGUACAUUUUAAAUUAGCAGAUGAAGACGUUAACUCAUAAAACAUUUGCUUAAUAGGACAAGUAAAAUUUCCUAGUAAACAAACCAAAUGUGUAUUUUAGGUUUUGUGUACAAUGUUUGAAUGAGAAUCUUGAAAGUCUUGAGCAGGGAUUUGUGGAAUUUUCCUCUAAACCCAAAGUGGAUUUUGGGUACUAGUAUGGCACAUUUUUUUGUUUUGUUUUGUUUUUUUUUUAAGCUGAGGUUAAGUACAAACUUAAUUUUAGUUUGUGUAAAAGAAAUGAAAAUUGAGCAGAAGGAAAGUACUAUUCUACUUUUCAGUGAAGGUAGUGGUCUCAAAACAGCCUUAAAAAAAGCUAUGAGUCUUCCGUGACACACUCCUAGACUGUUUUGUUGUUGUUGUUCCCUCUUAUGUACUCCCACAAGGUAUUUUCUAGAAGCCAUUAAACACUAGAUCAUUGAUAUGUAAUGCAGUUUUUUCUUAUUUUGCACAGAUGAAAGGAAAGACGAAGCUAUCAAAUUAUGAAGGCUUAGCCCCUAUGAAAGAAGAGUGUUUCAGUGCAAAAAUAAAAUAUCUUAAUACGUACAGACUGGAACCAUAUAAUAAAUUUCAGGAUCGGUUAGUAAGAGACAAAGCUCAAGCAAUAUUAACGAAUAAACUUCAACAAGCCAAAUAUGAUGCAGAUUCUAGUCCAUCCUUGUGUGCUUCACUCUCAGAAGAAAUAUUAAAGGCUACAAAGGAAAUGGGCUUUGACCGUUAUAAGUACGUGGUAACAGUGCUAAUUGUGGAAAAGGCAGGUCAAGCAAUAAAUGUCGCCAGUAGAUGGGUCUGGGAUGCUCAAAGAGACACCUGGAUUUCGGCUAAAUACGAAACUGAAACAUUUAUUGCACUGGCUUUGAUAACAGCUUGUUAUUACGAGUGACACUCCCAAGAUGACGCACCUGCUUCUGUGCAGCACAGUACUUGGUAUAUUUGAAAAUUUUCGGAACAUCCACUUACCAACAGCAUCAGUCCAAAGUCUAGCACAAAAAUAACAAACCUGAUGUGAUAGUUGAGAAAAUUUUGACCACUUUGCUUUGUAAAAAUAACUUCUGAAAUGUGUAAGGUUGAGUACAUAUGGGCUUCGUCUGUUGUAGCACUCUGCUGUGAAAGUCGGAGCAACUGGUGGAAAGUUGAACUUCAGUAAAUUCUGAAUGCUGCUUGUCUGUUGUGUGCAUUGAGUUGUUAAUGAAUACUUAGAAUAAAUUGUAGGUGAUGGUU
Messenger RNA from Tympanuchus pallidicinctus (lesser prairie-chicken), 2738 nucleotides. RefSeq names its product dynein light chain Tctex-type 2 (gene DYNLT2). Gene Ontology annotation, cellular component: cytoplasm; cytoplasmic dynein complex. Gene Ontology annotation, molecular function: dynein intermediate chain binding. The coding region runs from base 1972 to 2400 and encodes 142 amino acids. NCBI's taxonomy places the organism in Eukaryota, Metazoa, Chordata, Aves, Galliformes, Phasianidae. The record is from RefSeq and is a predicted model, not a curated record. Gene Ontology annotation, biological process: microtubule-based movement. The transcript has 4 exons.